UCACUGUCAGUAGUGAAGUGAUAUCAUGGGUGUAUCUUUUGCUGUUAUUAUGAUUUCAUAAUUCAAUUCACGUAAUAAUUGUUAUAUCAUAGAACUAUCCUCUGAAUUAAGCCUGCAACAAGGGCGUAGUGAACCGUUCAACACAAUGGGAGACAGCCGGAAAAAGAAAAAGUUUUACUUUCGCAAGCGUAGAAAUAAAUAUUUCCUGGAACCCGGCUUCAGAGGAUUCUUCUGUACAUGCAAUUUCAGGGAGAAAGAUUGCGUGAAGGAGAUGUACAACUUGCUGAACGAGUACGCGGGCAAGUUGUACCCGGAGGAAGAAGUGAGUACUCCCAGGCCGGCAUCCGUGGAGCCAGAGGAGCGGUCUGACAGUGAGUCUGACUAUGAGACUGAUAUCGGAGACGUUCUGAAGCAGGAGGUGGAGACCAUGAGGAAGGGGUCGCAAAGUUCGCUCAGGCACAAGCGGUUCCAGGUCGUGGAGACUGGUGCGUCAAAUUGUAUCUUUAUAAAAACCAACUUGCCUAGUCCAGAAGAGUUGACCAACGCUAUUAUAAAAGAUCUGUCUACAACAAAAGUGCAAAAGACGAGACACGUUUUACGCUUACUCCCAAUAAUGGCUACAUGCAAAGCAAACUUGCCAGAUAUCAUGGAAUGUGCUGGCAAAUUAUUAGACAAAUAUUUUCUAAAAGAGCCAUCAACUUUUGCUGUGAUUUUUAACAAAAGGUUCAAUAGCAGUGCCUCACGGGAACUGAUUAUAAAAGAGCUUGCCGAUUUGAUUGUCCUUAAGAAUGGUGGAAACAAAGCUGAUUUGAAAAAUCCAGGGCUGUGUUUCAUAGUCGAGAUAAUAAAAGGUAUCUGUCUGCUCAGUGUUGUAGACAAUUAUUACUUGUAUAAGAAGUAUAAUCUUCAUGAAAUUUGUAAAGACGAUACACCCAACGAUUCGGAGGAGACGAAAGCUAAGAAGUUCAAGUCUGAUGUGCCGACAGCUGCGGAACACAAUGAAGUUGGAUAAAUUUAUUUCUUAUUCUCUUUAAAUAUGUAUUCCAAUUUCUAGGUUAAGGCAACCUGGGGUCCCAAUACCAAUUCUUGCACCAAAUUUUUCUCUAUUUCUUACUAUUUUUAAAUAAAUGGAUGUUUACUAUAUAUGUGUAACUUAAA
This is a messenger RNA of Bicyclus anynana (squinting bush brown), 1158 nucleotides long. RefSeq names its product THUMP domain-containing protein 1 homolog. The record is from RefSeq and is a predicted model, not a curated record. The coding region runs from base 146 to 1012 and encodes 288 amino acids. NCBI's taxonomy places the organism in Eukaryota, Metazoa, Arthropoda, Insecta, Lepidoptera, Nymphalidae. Gene Ontology annotation, biological process: tRNA modification. The transcript has a single exon. Gene Ontology annotation, molecular function: RNA binding.